This is a messenger RNA of Anopheles maculipalpis, 891 nucleotides long. RefSeq lists its product as uncharacterized. Lineage: Eukaryota; Metazoa; Arthropoda; Insecta; Diptera; Culicidae. The record is from RefSeq and is a predicted model, not a curated record. The transcript has 2 exons. The coding region runs from base 67 to 891 and encodes 274 amino acids.
UCCACUUCUUCCUUUUACAGCAAAUCGUUCUUCGUAAAGUACGCGCUUAUACCCAUAACAGCAACCAUGUUUGCCCUUUGGUACUUCUCGUUAGCGAUGGACGAGCUGAGAAAGCGCAUUCCAAUACUGGAUAGAAUUUUUGCAUUUUUCACUGGUAAAAAUCGAAACGUACAAGCGCUACCAGAAUCGACGACACCUUCCGAUGAGCCGAAACCGAAAGCGUCAGAGCCAAAGCCCUCGGAAAAGCCCGCCCCCGUAGAACCAACGAAACCUACCCCAGAACAGAAGCCCGUUCAGUCACCAGCUCAACCACCGGCGGUGGUACAACCGGUUAAACCAACAGUCCCCAAACCGGAACCACCGAAAACACCCGAAACUCCAUCCGUUCCGGUGUCCGUAAGCAAACCCGCUCCGGUGGUACCGACUCCCGUACCAGUCGAACCUAGCAAAGUGCCGGAACCGGCCAAACCUGCCCCAACCCUUCCCAAAACUCCAGUAGUGGAGGAAGUGAAACCGAAAGAUGUCCCGAAACCGGAACCGGUGCCAACUCCUGCUCCUGCUUCCAAAGAACCCAUUUCCGUACCAUCCCUAGCUCCCGCUCCUGCUCCAGCUAAACUCAUCAAGGAAAAGAAGGAACUACCCACACCGACACCACCAAAGCCGGCGGCAACGUCCCCAACAGGUGAAGUCCCAGUUCUGCCAUCCAACAACGAAGAUAGCUUCAUCAUCGUCGAGCAGCAGAAACCGGCCAACAACAAACCGGGCCAGAAGCCAAAGGUUGAUGUUAAAAAUUCUACCAUGGACUUCCUGCAGGGCGAAGGUGGCCGUGGUGCGGUGGCAGGAGCUGCCGCCCCAGCCGUACCUCCAUCGUCCCUUUCUGCCGACAGGUAA